GCAGCAUCCCCCCUCCCCCUCCUAAUACUGUAGUCUCCAUGGUUUAUGUCCGUGUUUACAUGUGGGAUUAAUAACAUAUUGCUCUGGUUUCUGUCAUUUUUACGUCUUGUCAUUGCCACUUUUGUUCCUGUGCUGUCCUACUUCGAAGCUAGUUUCUUAAAGAACUUCACAGAAUGGACGUUCAGGCCGAGGUUGCUGAAUAUUUCUGCCAAAUCUUGAGAGAAGAUCAUGACGUAUCAGCUGGAAUUGCAGCUAUUCGAACACUUCUCUAUUUUUUAGAAAAGGAUAAUUCUAAGACUUUGCAGGAAUUAGAUAAUAAGCUGUCCAAAGCCAUAGCAUCAAUGCGCCAAACUGACUACCCCAUAACAGCUAUCACUUCAGCCACAGAGCUCUUUCGCCGGUUUAUAACUUUAACUUCGCUGUUAGACAAUCAGAGCUUUGACAAAUGUAAGGAAAGCAUGUUGAGUCGUGGACAACUUUUCCUGAAUAAGUUGAAAGAAGCUCGUGAUAAAGUAGGCAAGAUGGCUGGACCUUUUAUUGUGGAUGGAUGUAAAAUUCUCACUCAUUCUAAAUCUCGUGUAGUCCUACAAACUAUGAAAGAAGCUGCAAAAGCGAACAAGAGAUUUACUGUUUAUGUCACAUGUUCGUCUCCAGAUGAAAGCGGGAGGUUAAUGUGUAAAGAGCUUGAUGCUGCAAAUAUUCCAUGUACCUUGAUUCUUGACUCCACAAUGGGAUAUGUAAUGGAGCAGGUUGACAUGGUAAUGGUUGGUGCUGAAGGAGUUGUAGAAAGUGGCGGUAUCAUCAAUAAGGUUGGAAGUUAUACCAUGGCAAUGUGUGCCAAAGAGUUGAAGAAACCUUUUUAUGUUCUGACAGAAAGUUUUAAAUUUGUGAGAAUAUAUCCCCUUAAUCAACAAAAUCUACCAAAAGAAUUUAAGUAUUCUGCUAGUAAGCUUCAAAAUGACUUGUCUAAGGAACAUCCCAUGGUAGACUACACACCACCAUCAUUUAUCACCCUGCUCUUCACUGAUCUAGGAAUUUUAACACCAUCAGCUGUCAGUGAUGAAUUAAUUAAAUUAUAUCUAUAAGAUAACAAAAAUAGAAUGACUGGAGUAUUGCAGACAGAUGUUUAUUUCUGUUCUUACUUUGAAUAGAACAGCAAAUGGUGUAAGUGUUCAUAGUGUUGACCCCUCCUACCAAUUUGAAUGUACUGUGUGUGAACAUCAAGAAUUUUAACAAUAGCGCUUUGCAACCCGCCAAUAAUUAAAAAUCAUUUGAUUGUACUGUGUGCAACAAAGAAAUCUGCCCAGUGCAGCGACCAUCUGUGAGUGCAUCCCUGAACCAAACCAACAUUUAGGAGAGAUGCUCUAUUUGUAUUAGUGUGGUUAAAAAUUAUUUUUAAUAUAUUUUGUUAAUACAUUCAUA
Molecule: messenger RNA, 1422 nt
Organism: Frankliniella occidentalis (western flower thrips)
Lineage: Eukaryota; Metazoa; Arthropoda; Insecta; Thysanoptera; Thripidae
Gene: eIF2Balpha
Product: translation initiation factor eIF-2B subunit alpha
Exons: 7
Coding region: 174-1085 (303 amino acids)
Biological process (GO): translational initiation
Cellular component (GO): eukaryotic translation initiation factor 2B complex
Molecular function (GO): translation initiation factor activity; guanyl-nucleotide exchange factor activity
Source: RefSeq, a predicted model, not a curated record